Messenger RNA from Octodon degus (degu), 933 nucleotides. It is a transcript of the gene Tpd52l2, whose product is annotated as tumor protein D52 like 2. Gene Ontology annotation, cellular component: cytoplasm. The record is from RefSeq and is a predicted model, not a curated record. NCBI's taxonomy places the organism in Eukaryota, Metazoa, Chordata, Mammalia, Rodentia, Octodontidae. Bases 42 to 887 code for a protein of 281 amino acids. The transcript has 6 exons.
CCCGGUCCCGACGUCGGCUGCGACCCGCCCGCCGAUUGAGCAUGGACUCCGCCGGCCAAGAUAUCAACCUGAAUUCGCCUAACAAAGGUCAGCUGCCUGACUUCAUGAUUGAUGUCCCUGUUGGCCCAGGUGUGGCUGCCCAGACUCCUGCUGUUGAACAGGGUCUGACAGAGGCAGAAGAGGAGGAGCUCAGGACUGAGCUUGCCAAGGUAGAAGAAGAAAUCAUCACCCUGCGCCAGGUCCUGUCAGCUAAGGAGAGGCACUGUGGAGAGCUGAAAAGGAGGCUGGGCCUGUCUGCCUUGGGGGAGCUGAAGCAGAACCUGUCUAAGAGCUGGCAUGAUGUGCAGGUCUCUAAUGCCUAUGUGAAAACUUCUGAGAAACUUGGAGAGUGGAAUGAGAAAGUGACCCAGUCUGACCUCUACAAGAAAACCCAGGAAACUCUGUCUCAGGCAGGACAGAAGACAUCUGCUGCUUUAUCCACCAUGGGCUCUGCCAUCAGCAGGAAGCUUGGAGACAUGAGUCUAAGGUUGUGGGUGGCAACGAGAAUGGCAGUGACAGCUUCCCGGGGCAUGCAGACCCACCCCUGCCGGAUCAUGCACCUUUCUAAACCUGUGAUAGCGUUGCCAACCUACGGAACAGGUGCAAGCACACCCUCAUCAUCCCAACUGCAACUCUGCACACUGGAGCCACCAGCUGGUGCGAGUGACCAGUCGGUUUUGAGGACAGUCAUGCCAACCUAUGUGCAGAUGUGGCCGCUGCCUUUGCAGGAGUUAGAGAACCAUCUUGUAUAUAAAUGUUUUACACUAACAUUCCUAAGUGAAGCAGAUCACUGUGCUGUCCUUCUCAGGGCCACAGGAAAUGGACAGCGUGGAGGGUCUGAGGGGUAAUAGGCCGAAGGUCAUGCUCCCCUUGGGAGUUGGGAUAGCUCCACAG